AUGACCUCGCCGAACAUUCUGCUUAUUGUCGCCGUCCCAACUGUUUUAACACUUUCAGCUUGCCAUCACCUCCAUCAUUCUCUCAAGCAUCGCUUGGGCCACCACGACACGAUAUUCCUUCCCACUCCCGCUAGCCCUGCCGAUUAUCAACAUCGUAGUGCCUCUUGUCCUGCCAGCGAUGAUGCCCUUUACGAGGAGUCUGACCGCCCAUGUCAAGAAGGUAUAUCGGCAUCCCUGCUUCCAUACGCCUGGUACUUUACCAGCUUGAUCCCCUUCAUACUCUUAGUCCUGGCCACGAUGUACGGUGCUCCGUCGGACAUGUCCCAGUGCGCAAUGGAGUCCCAGUGGCGCAGCAUGUUCCAACAAAAAGACGAUGCGGGGAUCCGAGCGAUACAGAGUGGCCUCCAAUGCUGUGGACUGAACUCGCUCCACGACAGAGCCUGGCCCUUCCCGAGUCGUGAAGUCGAUGCAAGAGCAUGUGAGCGGACGCUAAGGUAUACCAGCAGAUGUGCAGACCGGUGGCAGAGACAACAGGCGGUAGCAGCAAGUCUGAUAGUGUUGGCUAGUCUGCUGAACUGGAUACUACUGCAAAUCCUUAGCAAUGCAGCUCAAUCCGGGCAGCUUUCAUCGCAGUUCCCAAUCAUGCCAGGCUUGCAGACAGAAGAAGCGCACCUUCUCCACGCACCUGAUGAAGAAGAAGAUCAUCGACAAAGCGGACGUGCGUACCAAACACGAGACAGCGUGGAAUAAUCAGGAUCAGGCGUUCCGAGUGUAGGCCUGGCGGUCAAUGAGAAUGAUCAGAAAGAAACCAAGCAACAGAACAGCGGAGAGCGCCGUGUAUGAACAGCACAUCGUCAAAUCUAUACAUUUGAGCGGCCUAGCCUCUGACAAUUGCAUCGGGGCCAGGAUACUCGAAUAUUCGGCCGUAGAACACUGUUCUGUUCAUGUCCGCACUGGCUUACGGAUCUUGCGUAACCUCAUCAACCCUGUAUUUCGUCGAGCCCUCAAUGUGUCGGGUUGCACGCAGUGAUUGCUCGUUAAAAGACUGUUCCGUCAGAGAUAAUGCCAAUUGGUGGUCCUCCAGUAA
Molecule: messenger RNA, 1087 nt
Organism: Exophiala viscosa
Lineage: Eukaryota; Fungi; Ascomycota; Eurotiomycetes; Chaetothyriales; Herpotrichiellaceae
Exons: 4
Coding region: 1-750 (249 amino acids)
Source: RefSeq, a predicted model, not a curated record